AUGGGAUCCGGCGGAGCGUCCACUCCUGGAGGGCGAGAAGGGGGAGUUAAGCUUGUCGGCUAUCACAACUUCGUGCGCCACAACCCGAGGAGCGAUAAGUUUGCUGUGCAGAAGUUCCAUCAUAUUGAAUUUUGGUGCGCUGAUGCAACGAAUACGUUUAAGAGGUUCCAGCACGGCCUUGGUAUGACCCUGGUGGCCAAAUCCGAUCAGUCCACCAACAACACCCUCUACGCCAGCUACGUGCUACGCAGCAACGACCUGGUCUUCACCUUCACCGCCCCCUACUCCCGCAAGUGCGCGGCAGUGAGUGAGGGCACACCGCUGCGCCACUACCGAGUAGAUGAGGCGUACGAUUUCGUCAACUGCCACGGGCUGGGCGUGAAGGCAGUGGGUUUGUUGGUGGAGGACGCCCGGGCUGCUUACGAGGUCUCUGUUGCCGACGGCGGCAAGGGCGUGUUGGCGCCUCAAGAGCUGACGGACGAGGCCACUGGCACCACGCAGACCGUUGCGGAGGUGCUACUAUACGGCGAUGUCGUACUGAGGUACGUGAGCGGCAGCUUCACCGGUCCCUUCCUGGCGGGCUACACCCCGCUGCCGGACUCCCCCGCCAUCAGCUACGGGCUGCAGCGAGUGGACCACGCGGUGGGCAAUACACACGAGCUGCUAAAGGCUGUGGAGUACGUCAUGGGGUUUACGGGUUUCCAUGAGUUUGCCGAGUUCGUGGCCGAGGAUGUGGGCACGGUGGACAGCGGUCUGAACAGCAUGGUGCUGGCCAGCAACAACGAAGCUGUGCUGCUACCCAUCAACGAACCCACCUUUGGCACUCCCCGCAAGAGCCAGAUCCAAACCUACCUUGAGCAGAACGAGGGGCCGGGGCUGCAGCACCUAGCCCUACUCACCAAUGACAUCUUCGCAACCCUAAGGGAGAUGCGGGCCCGCAGCGACAUGGGCGGCUUUGAGUUCAUGCCCCGCCCCUCCGACAAGUACUAUCGCGAGCUGCCCAAGAAAAUUGGCGACACGCUCACUCCCAUGCAGUACAAGGAGGUGGAGGAGCUGGGCAUCCUGGUGGACCGGGACGACCAGGGCGUGCUGCUGCAGAUCUUCACCAAGCCGCUGGGGGACCGGCCCACAGUCUUCAUAGAGGUCAUUCAGCGAGUUGGCUGCGAGCGGGAGGUCAAGGAGCCCACGACGGGGGCGGUGGUGGGUACGGAGCAGGCGGCGGGGUGCGGCGGCUUCGGCAAGGGGAACUUCAGCGAGCUGUUCAAGAGCAUCGAGGAUUACGAGCGCACGUUGAAUGUGUGA
Molecule: messenger RNA, 1302 nt
Organism: Volvox carteri f. nagariensis
Lineage: Eukaryota; Viridiplantae; Chlorophyta; Chlorophyceae; Chlamydomonadales; Volvocaceae
Product: 4-hydroxyphenylpyruvate dioxygenase
Exons: 9
Coding region: 1-1302 (433 amino acids)
Biological process (GO): L-tyrosine catabolic process
Molecular function (GO): 4-hydroxyphenylpyruvate dioxygenase activity
Source: RefSeq, a predicted model, not a curated record